Messenger RNA from Sinocyclocheilus grahami, 3061 nucleotides. It is a transcript of the gene nyap2a, whose product is annotated as neuronal tyrosine-phosphorylated phosphoinositide-3-kinase adaptor 2a. Lineage: Eukaryota; Metazoa; Chordata; Actinopteri; Cypriniformes; Cyprinidae. The transcript is spliced from 7 exons. The record is from RefSeq and is a predicted model, not a curated record. Gene Ontology annotation, biological process: phosphatidylinositol 3-kinase/protein kinase B signal transduction; neuron projection morphogenesis. Bases 634 to 2823 code for a protein of 729 amino acids.
UUGCCUACUGACGCCCGAGCUGGGUUCAUCUCUGCGUGUGUGUGACGCGCACGGGGGUGUGUGUGUGUGCUUGUGACGGCAGCUGCGGCGGCAGCAGCAGCAGCAGGGGAGGACGGAUCAAAGAGAUUGUAGGACACGAUGCAUUUAGCUGCCUAAUGUCUCUGCGCACACACCGCAGCCGGCUAAACGAGAACACGCUCAUACUACGCGCAUCUGCACGCAGCCCACCCCACACACACACCACGCGUGUGUGGGGACAGCGCAGAUGAGGCAACCACCAAAGGGAGGUGUGGAUCUUUCCAGAAGCGUUUGGUAGGGGGAGAGGACAGCCUUGGUGGCCGUUGCCCAGCAGGAGCGGUCGUAGGUGGGGAAGGGUCAAACCGGCUUCCACUACCUUCGGUUUUCUUCAUAGCUCUGGAAACGCCAAAGAUGGACACGUCCUUCAUCUUUCUAUUCUUCACGCCAGUGUGUGUUUCCUCCGUGCUGCGUCGCUGUCGCCGGGCUUGUCUGCCAGCCGCAGGGGGAUUCGAAAUCGUGCGGUGUUGAGAAACGCACACACAGAACACACCUGGAGAUCAGCUGUUCCGGGAGAGCAGAUUCACUGAUACCGCAGUCUCUCUGCUGUGCUGAAGGAUGGAUUCAGGGGAAGACGAGUGCACACAUUUCCUGCAGUACGUGGAGGACAGCGGUCUGAGGGCGUAUGACGAGCUGGUAAUCCAGAACGCCUCUGACAUCGCCCGAGAGAGCGACCGUGUCCGCAACCACACACACUGGACAUACCUACAGGAGAAAAACCAGAAGAAGAGACGGCAGGAGGAAGCUAUCAAGAGGAUUGGCGAGGAUGUGGCCCGUGUGACGGAAGGAGGGGGAUACGCUGGCAAACACUUUCGUAUGGGCUUCAUGACGAUGCCGGCCCCUCAGGACCGCAUUCCUCCUCCCUGCGGGCCAGGCUUCACCGUACGCUCGCAGUCUCUGCACUCAGUGGGAGGGGGAGAAGAGGAGGGAAGUCCCACCUCGAGAAAACAGCCCCCGCCCAAACCCAGACGAGAUCCCAACACCAAACUCAGCACCUCCUCUGAGACCGUCAACACUGGGCUCAGCACGGGGAAGAGUGGGAAGGAAAUAGACCAAUGUGACGCAUCUAAAUCCCGCCCCUGCAGUGAGGAGUACCGUCGCAUGCCUCCACCCAAACCCAAACGCAACCCCAACACCCAACUCAGCACAUCCUUUGACGAGUCUUACAUCCAAAACCAUUGCAGCAAGGCUAAGUCCGCCUCUCUGCCGCGGCAACACAAAAAGAAGUCUGCGUCUCAGAAUCAAAGCCCUGCCCCUGACACUGACGAUGAGACGGAACCUGUUUAUAUAGAGAUGGUGGGGAACAUCUUACGAGACUUCAGUCGAAUUGCCGGCGCUAAUGGUGAUGAAGAGGAUGACCAAGGUGAAAGUGUGUACGAGGAGAUGAAAUAUCCUGCCGAUGAUUUACCUUCAUCUUUAGACCACGCGCAGUCGCGAUGGGAGCAAUGUCCCACUGCUUUGGUGCCGGAAGUCGAACUUACACGACCCACCACUCCACGUGGUUCGGUGUGUGACAUUCCCGCCCCGUUCCCGAAUCUGCUUUCCCAUCGGCCUCCUCUACUAGUAUUCCCACCUGCACCAGCCCAAUGUUCCCCCAACUCUGACGAAUCCCCUCUUACUCCAUUGGAUGUCACCAAACUGCCCAUGUUGGAGAAAGUCGGGUAUGGGAAACCUGGUGCAUCCCCAACUAGCUCUGACCCUGGACCACAGCUAGAGCCGCAGCAGGUGUCUGGUAAACACCACCACCACCACCACCACCACCAUCAUCAUCAUCAUAAGAAGAAGUCAGCAGAGACUAAGGAGCAACAAACAAUCACAGCAUCAGGACGGUCCUCUGCUCCACCCCUGCCAUCUGCACUGUAUAAAAGCGGCGGGUCAUCUGCUGCGCAUGGCUACCCAAGGAGCCACUCCGCCUGCCCGUCCCCUGUCAGUAUGGGUCGCGCAUUAACGCCACUCACCCUGAAGCGCCCCCCGCCGUAUGACGUUCUCAUGACCGGGACGAUUCCUCGCAGUGCAUCUGGAGUUCCGCAUGGAUCACGUGAGAGCGGGCGGCUCUCGAAUUCCUCUAGUGUGCACGGAGGGUCCAUGCAAAAUGUCUCCACUGCGUCAGGCUCAAGCUCAGGGUCGGGAGGUCGAGGCAGUCGUACGCCAACCAGUCCUUUGGAUGAGCUCAGCAACUUGUUCUCUUCCGGACGUAACAUGUUGAAGAAAGGUUCUGGAAGCCGCAAGAGUAAGGAGUCAGCGGAUGGUGAAAGUAAAGGCAGAAGUGACAGCAGGGACAGAGCCCUUUGUAGCUCUUCUCCAAAAUCACAGGAUUGGGAAACGCCCACAGGACAAUCAGCCACGCCCAGUCGUUUUGGCCGCUCCUCUAUCAGUCCAACCACCAUGCUCGGAGAAACAAAAGCCGGGUGUAAACUCGGUCGCUCUGCAUCCACAUCAGGAGUCCCGUCCCCUGUGGGAACGCCCCAAAGACACGCCUCCGACACCUCCGCCCAUCCGUGCGGGACCCCGUUCCAGAUGCCCCCAAUGCCCUGGGCAUGUGGGGACAGCACCAUGAUGGAGAUGAUCGAGAAGAAACGUCACCUGUGCAAGGAGAUAAAAGCCAGACAGAGACCUUCAGACAAAGCCCUGUGCAAGCAGGACAGCAUGCCCAUCCUGCCCAGCUGGAAGAAGACCAACGGGGGCAAGAAAUACGGGCCCCCUCCGUACUCCACCCAAACCACUGUCUUCUGGGACACUGCUAUAUAAAGAGUGACCAGUGAACUACAGCCAUGGAGACUGAGGGGGCGUGUCUAAAUAUUGAUUGACAGCUAACAGGAAGCGGGACUAAGCGAAAUGCACGGUGAUGGAUUAUCAAAACUCCCUGGUUUCCUAUCGCUGUUUAUAUUUGAUAUUUUUAUAUUGGAGAUAACGUUAACUGUCUUAAUAUAAAAUAUGAUUGGCGGUUUUAUAAAGAGGAACUCUCGAAAUGAGAUCUAAGAGUGAA